Molecule: messenger RNA, 2961 nt
Organism: Gigantopelta aegis
Lineage: Eukaryota; Metazoa; Mollusca; Gastropoda; Neomphalida; Peltospiridae
Product: tripartite motif-containing protein 2-like
Exons: 2
Coding region: 185-1975 (596 amino acids)
Molecular function (GO): protein binding; zinc ion binding
Source: RefSeq, a predicted model, not a curated record
GCUCGGUCGGUUGAACACAGCCAUGUUUCAACGGUAUUUUCGACAAAAAACCUGUCUAUUAUUUGAUCGGGUAUUCGUAAGAACACGGAAGUUAUUUUUCAUUAAACUUUUUCUUUCUAGCAAAAUGCAAGAAAUAAUAGUUACAAAAUUUGAAGUGGCAGGUUUGCUCUGAUACCGGGAUGAAAUGGCGUCUGCACCUCCAAACAAAGUCAGUGUUGACAAGCUAACCGGAGAGUUUCUGCAGUGUUCGCUCUGUCUGGACAGUUACAAGCAACCCAAAGUGUUACACUGUCAACACACAUUUUGCUUCCCUUGUCUUGAGACAUACGUCAAUAACCUGGGCAAUCCCGGUUUGAUAAACUGUCCCCUGUGUCGUGAACCUACUGUGAUCCCCGGUAAAAACAUUCAGUCACUAAAGAACAACUUCCUGGUGGACAGUCUGCUGAGUUUUAUUCAGAAGGAACAGUCACUGCAGAGUAUUGUCAAAGGGAGAUCCGAAUGGCGUGAGACUUCGGUAGCAAAAAUAUGCGAGGUGUGUGAGGAAGAUAAACCAACAGAACUGUUCUGUAAUGAUUGUAACCUUUGGCUAUGCAAGACCUGCGCCAAGGCUCACAAAAAGCUUCCAUCAACCAUGGCUCACAUGACACUGUCUGUGGAUGUCGUUGUCAACAAAGCCAGGGAUAGACUGACGGAUGCAGAAAAAGAGCUGAAUGUUCUGUUGGUGGCAAUUGAUAGCCGCUACCAGGAAGCUCUCCUAAUGCAGCAGCAGUUUUCGGAACAAGGGGAGCAGACAGCGACUAACAUUGAGCAGACGUUUACCAAACUUUGGGAAAUUUUGGAAGAGAAGAAACUGAAGUUUCUUCAGACGCUUGCGGAGCACAUUUCUAAGGCAGGAUAUCAGCUGGAGACAAAGAUUGAACAGAUAGAGAAAAACAAGUUUCAGGUGGAGAAAGCUUUGGAGUUUGUCAAAGAAACUAAGUCCAGCUCAGAUGCCUGGCACAUUACCAGCAUGUUGGAGAAUGUCCAGAAACUGAGAGAAAGUACGAAGGAUAUGCAGCUGCCUAGCGUAGCAGAGAAGAGUAAGUCUGAAUUUCUGGCCGUUGACAAUAUGCUGAAAGAUGUGUCACUUUCCACUGCUGGAAGCUUGUCUUUUCCUUCUGCUGACCCAAGAGAUGCCCCUCUCUACCCAUUGGACUCUCUGACGUCUGGCACAGUUCUGCAUCACCUGAACAAUAAAUUCUUCGUGACAGGCAUUGCUCUGACCCGUAGUGGCAAUAUGUUUGUGGCCUCGAACUGUGACUCGUUGGUAAUGCUGAUGAAAGGAGAAAUUGUUGCCAAAAUAGAGCAUCUCGACUGUGUGAGGCCAUGGGGUCUAGCCCUGGCUCCGAGCAGCGAGAUCGUUAUUACUGACUGUGAAACUAACGACGGGUAUGGUAGUGUGAACGUCCUCCACAUCAAUGGCGCCUUCAAGAAUCAGAUAGCUCAUGGGCUGUCCAUGCCCAGAGGAGUUGCCAUUGAUAAACAUGGUAGAGUUUUUGUGUGUGACGAGACGGACAGAUGCGUAUACGUCAUGACACCGUCUGGCCGAAUGGUCAACAUCCUCAAGAGGGAUGCUGAUGGAAAUUUCAUAUUUGAGGCGCCGAGAUUCGUUGCCAUCAGCGAACACGGGGUGGUUGUCGUAUCGGAUAAUGCAAGGACUGUGAAGAUCUUUGAUGCCCAUUUCAAGCAGAGCCACUGCUAUCAGUCGCCUUUCCCAGGCUCGGAAUUCUGGGACGUUCUCUGUGGAACAGAUGAGACCAUUUACGUGGCAGACUGGAAUCACGGUAUUCAUGCCGUUUCUCCAGACGGCAAGUUCCUGGGAUUUGUUGGCUCCUCUCCCUUCAGGUUAUUAAAACCAACCUCGCUGACUUUGCACCCCACUGAGUAUUCUCUCAUAGUCGGCACGGCCGAUGGUGAAGUCAUUUGUAUUAAGUAACAAUAACAGAUAUAUCUGUAUAUGUGCUGGUAUGAUUCUUUACCAAUCGGUAUAAGGAAUAAAAAAAUUAAUGUAAUAAUUAUGAAUACAUUAUAUUCAUAUAAUCCAAAAUUCAAAUACUAGGUAAUGUGUUAAACUAUAGCCAUUGGUUUUGUUAAGUGGAAUUGCUUAUGUCACUUUGCUGUUGGGUGGAAUAGCAUAUUAUUCCAAAGAUGCUUCAAAACAUGCACUAAUCACACACUAGUCCUAAACAUGUGUCCGAGGUGGAUUGUUGAAUUGAAAUUGUGUAUAUUUAUUAAUUUUGUAGGAAAUUGUAUAUUUACAUGUAAUUUCAAUUGAGGGCUGUUCACUGUUGUCAAUAUUUUUAUGAGUAUACAAAUGGUACCAACCCCUGCAAUGCCAUGGAAAUUGCUGUAGAUUUGUUAAUUUUCUGGGUUGAUAGCGCAAAUAACUAAUACCACAAGUCAUUGGUGAUAAAUGUGACAGUGUUUGUUGUAAAAAAAUAAAAUAAAAGUUUUAUAUAGACAAUAAACAUGAAAUUUUAUUUCAUCCAGUGUUCUGUCAAGUAUAUGGGGUACAGUUUUGUGCCAAACUAGGGGUGUUGUAAAAACAUCUGGCUAUAUUUGUGUAAGAUAAUACUUUAAGGAACACAUUGUAUUUAUACUUAUACAUAUUAAUUUUGUUGAUAUAUUGAAUAUCAUCAACCUCAAUUUCCAAACUAAUUUUUUGAGAUUUUGCUAAAAAUGGAUUGUGAUUGUUCAAAUAAUUAUUAAAGAAUUCAUUUCUGUUUUUAUUUUUUUUAAAUGGGGGGGGGGUCUUCCAUUUUUAUUUGUUUGGCAGUUAUGCUAAGAGGCUGACAAUAUAGUAUUUUUAGCACAUACGUUAACAUUAUCAAUUAUGAGAUUUUAUUUGCUGUUAUACAUUCUUUAUAUGCUUGUUAAAUGUUGAUAAUUGCUUUAAAAAUUAAUAAAAUUAUAUUAACAGAA